Molecule: messenger RNA, 1326 nt
Organism: Arachis ipaensis
Lineage: Eukaryota; Viridiplantae; Streptophyta; Magnoliopsida; Fabales; Fabaceae
Source: RefSeq, a predicted model, not a curated record
AUGAUAAAACUCAUAGCAUCUUACAAUGAUGAAGUUGCAAGAACUGUGUUAGAAAAGGCUCCAUAUAAUGCUAAAUAUACUUCACAUCAAAUUCAAAAAGAAAUCUUGCAUAUACUCUCAAACAAGAUGAGAAAGCAUAUUUGUGAAGAAAUUGGAGAUUCCAAGUUUUGCAUUGUAGUAGAUGAAGCUCGUGAUGAAUCCAAAAGAGAACAAAUGGCACUUGUUUUGAGAUUUGUUGAUAUACAUGGUUUUAUUCAAGAGCGUUUUCUUGAUCUUGUACAUGUCAAAGAUACUACAUCAUUAACUCUAAAACAAGAAUUGUGCGGCAUUCUUUCUCGACAUGGUCUUGAUGUCUCUAAUAUUCGUGGUCAAGGAUAUGAUGGCGCCAGCAACAUGAGAGGAGAAUGGAAUGGGUUACAAGCAUUAUUCUUAAAAGAUUGUCCUUAUGCUUACUAUAUCCACUGUUUUGCUCACCGAUUACAACUUGCAUUAGUUACUGCAUCAAGAGAAGUUAUUCCUGUGCAUCAGUUUUUUUCAAAAUUGACUUUCAUCGUCAACAUCAUUUGUUCUUCUAAGAUUGAUGAACUUGAAACUGGUAAAGGGGCAAAUCAAAUUGGUACUUUGAAACGAGCAGAUAGUGCUUACAAUACCCUGACCUCAUUUGAGUUUGUAUUGAUCUUGCAUUUGAUGAAAGAUAUGAUGGGAAUAACUGAUAUUCUUUGUCAAGCUUUACAAAAGCAGUCUCAAGACAUAGUUAAUGCUGUGCAACUAGUUCAUUCUACAAAAACACUUAUCCAAAGCAUGAGAGAUGACAGAUGGGAGGAAUUAUUAAAAAAUGUGAAAUCAUUUUGUGAGCAACAUGAUAUUCUAAUUCCUGAUUUAACUGCUUCUUAUGUUGCAAGGCAAGGACGCUCGCGUCACCAAAAAGAUCAUAUUACAGUUGAGCAUUAUUUUAGAGUGGAGAUAUUUUUAGUCACAAUUGAUAAGCAAUUACAAGAGUUAAAUAGCAGAUUUAAUGAUCAAGCAAUGGAUCUACUAAGUCUGAGCUCUACCCUCAAGCCUAAGGAUGCUUACAAAAAUUUUGACAUUGCUAAGAUUUCUACUCUUGUUGAUAGCUACUAUCCCGAAGACUUUACUGAACAAGAGAAGAUUAAUUUGCCUUUUCAGCUUCAGCAUUUUAUUCUUGAUACUUUUUGGAGAAGAUGGCUACCGUUAUGUGAGCUAAUGUUGAAAGGAUGGCACAAGCCAACUGGGAACACUGAUGGAGUGGUAAUGGGCCUGGUGGUGGAGACAACCAAGGAAUUAGGACUCGUGCAGCUGAAGUAA